GGGAUUUUGCAACAUUUUUUGCAGAAGUUACACUGAUCUCUUGCUAGUAAAGACUAGCAAGAAGUGCCAGGUGCAAUAUGGUUAUCCUGAGGAUGACAGUGCAAUACUUGAACAAUGCACAAGGAGAUGAAUUAAAUAAGAGAGUAUGUUUUUCUUGGAAAGUUAGCAAACUGCACUGCAAUUUCAAGGCUCCAAAACAAGGGAAAAGGAGGAACAAAAUAUUUUGAACCAUUUUGGAUGAUGGGUGGGUGGAAUUGAGCUAGGAAAAACACCUGCAACAAUGUUAAGUCAUUAGUCACUUAGGAGCCAUGACCACUGCAUUCCAAAGGGAUUACAAAAGCAGCUGCUGAUGCUUUGCUGUGGUGAACCUGUGUAGUGGUAGAUGCCAGUUUGGGAUGUAGGCCAGCCUGAGUGAGAGGUUCUGGUGGCUUGGUGACCACUGUGGGCGUGUCAUACAGAGGUAAAGGAGGUGGUUGCAGCCAAGACAGAAAAAGUGCUUGAGAUUUAAUUACUUAUGAGACUAGCAAGGAAGAAGAAAGGAAAUAGUCAUGCUCCAGUGGGAGCAAUGUGUAACAUCUGAAGCAAUCACUAUAAGUACUGAACACCUGAACUUAAGAACUGGUCGAUGCGGUUUGUCACUAGGGCUGUGUGUGAAGAUCAGGUAACAUCAGAGGCUUGUGGCUCUUAUGGUUUCCAAGGAAUAUGAAUUAAGGAAGAGAAAAAGAGCAACUGAAGUUAACUCUGAAAGGCAAUCAAAUCCAUUUGAGGAGAUUCCUGGAACAAGUUUUGACAGCCUGAACAUCCUGGAAAAUUCCAAGAGGAAGGACAGACCUCUGGAUUAUAAUCUGAGAGCACAAAAAGAUUGCUGGGGUUUUUCUUUUUAUGACUAAUGUGACUUGGACAUUCUUGAAGAACAAAGUAGAAGUUGUAUGCAAUUCUUGUAAGCUGAGGGGAUGGCAGAUCUGACACCAACACAUAUCAGCUGGCAGCCAUCACUAAAUGCAGGCACACACCAUACUGACAGAUAUGCCAACACUGAGUUGACUGUGAGGCGAGGACAAGCCUUCACUAUUACCCUGUACUUCAACAGACCACAGCAGGCUGGGGAGAGCCUAGCAUUUGUCACUGAAAUAGGACCAGCCCCCUCAGAAUCUCAUCGUACAAAGGCUGUAUUUCCCCUCUCUCAGAGGGGGGCAAGUGGCUGGAGUGCUGUCCAAGGACCCAGUGAGUCCGGUUAUACGAACUUUACAAUAUCCAGCCCAGCCAAUGCUGUCAUUGGACGAUACAAUCUAAUCCUCCAGGUAACCUCAGGGAACAAGAUCUUCUCCAGAUUCCUGGGGCAGUUUGUGUUACUCUUCAACCCUUGGUGCCCAGGUGAUGAUGUCUACAUGGCUAAUGAAAAUGAGAGACAAGAAUAUGUUCUAAAUGAAAAUGGAAUAAUCUUUGUGGGCAAUGCAAAGUACAUUGAAGCAAGAGGAUGGUACUAUGGACAGUUUCAAGAUCACAUUCUAAACAUCUGUCUCACCAUGCUUGAUCUGAGCCUGUACUAUCGUCAGGACCCAGCCAUUGAUGUAUCCCGAAGAGGAGAUCCUAAAUAUGUGGGCCGAGUAAUCAGUUCUAUGAUCAACGGAAAUGAUAACGAUAAUGGUGUUCUGCUAGGAAAGUGGCAAGGAAGUUUCAAUUCACAUGAGAAUCCAUCCAGAUGGGAUGGCAGCAUGGUAAUCCUCCAGAAAUGGCGUCAGGACAACUACAAACCUGUUCAGUAUGGCCAGUGCUGGGUUUUUGCAGGUGUGAUGUGUACAGUUCUGAGGUGCUUGGGGAUUCCAACUCGUUUGGUUUCAAAUUUUAACUCUGCCCACGAUGUGGAUAGAAAUCUGAGUAUCGAUAAGUACUAUGACAGCUCUGGAAAGAGUCUUAAUAUCGGCAAGGAUUCCACAUGGGAUUAUCAUGUCUGGAAUGAAAGCUGGUUCGUUCGCCCAGACCUGGGAACAUCAUACAAUGGAUGGCAGGUUUUGGAUGCAACUCCACAAGAACAAAGCAGAGGAUUAUUUCAGUGUGGCCCUGCAUCUGUCAUAGCCAUCAAAGAAGGUGAUGUAGACUUGGACUAUGACACCUUAUUUGUAUAUACAGAGGUGAAUGCUGAUUGCAACAGAUGGAUUGUAUACAAGGAUGGAAGUAAGAAAAGAGUUUAUUGUGAUACUGAAAUAAUCGGCAGGUUUAUCAGCACCAAAGCUGUGGACAGCAAUUCCCGUGUGGAUAUCACCUAUAAUUACAAAUAUCCAGAAGGUUCUUCUGAGGAAAGACGAGUUUAUAGAAAGGCCUUGACCAAGAUAUUUGGAUCAAACAUCACAGAAGGCCACACAGAAUCUCCAGAUGAAAGAUCUUCAGAGACAAUUAGAAACCCUGGGAUCUCUGGGAAACUCAAGCUAGCUGAACCUCCAGUGUUUGGCAAAGACAUUAACCUGAUCUUAAUUCUCAAUAACCUAUCUUUUGAUCGCAAGACCGUGAAGGUAGAUGUGAGUGCGUCCACCAUCCUGUACACAAGGAGAACAGUGACAGAGAUCCUGAAGGCAACCACUUCUGUGGAUCUUGGUUCUAAACAAGGGAAACACAUCCGGUUAAAGAUCCCUUAUUCUUAUUAUGGAAAAUAUCUGACUACUGACAAAAGGAUCCAAGUCACUGCUUUGUGUGGAGUCAUGAACAUGCACGGGGCAAAGUUGCUGGUGGAGAAGACUAUCACUUUAGAAGACACAAACAUUAUCAUUAAGAUUCCUCGGCGGGUUGUAGUGAACAAAGCUGUUACUCUAGAGAUCUCAUAUGCCAAUCCCCUCCCGGAACCUGUGAACCGCUGUGUAAUGCUAGUGACUUUGAUGAAUCAGCAAGUCAAGAUACAUCUGGCACAACUGGCACCGAGGGAGAGAUCAAAAAUUUAUUUUGAAUUCACUCCUCGCAGGACUGGGCCCUUACAACUGCAAGUAGACUUCUCUUGUGACAAAUUUUCACAUGUUAAGGGAUUUGUAACCAUUGCAGUAGCACCUGCAUAAUGUGAUGGAAUCAAUCUCCCAUUUCAGCAUUAACACAGCAAGACAUUCUCCUCUAGGAGAGAGAUGACAACAAGAAACUUUCCACAAAAAAUGGUGACCUCUUACAUUGCAAUAGAGUCAAGUCUCCUGCUUUCUCGGUGCUUAAUUAUUUAGUCUCUAAUUGUAUUCCUUUUUGUGUCCUCUUAUCUAGAAAAAUGAAGCCUCUUCCUUGUAGAAAUAGUUUCACUGUUUUAUCAGAUCUCAUUGUGUUAAGCUCCUGGUUUUGACCUUUCCAUCAGACAAUACAGUCUCUUCUCAACCACAUUCUAAUUGUCAGCAAUAAAAAAAAAUUAUUCAUAUAACUAUUCUUUUGUAAUGAUUUGUACAUUCCAUGGAAAUAUCAUGAGAAAUCACAAGAUUAAGGAAAGUUCUUUUUCCAUAAUUUCAUAAGCUUCUUACCUAAGAAGCAGAACAUUUCCUCCAUUGUUCAUGUAAUUUCUGCAUUUUGUGACACCUACAGUGCUGUGAAUGGGGAGGAAAAAAGCAACAUUUGGGGUCCAUGACAAUAUCUCUGCAGCCUGUGACCAGGCAACAUGGGCAUGUAUUCAAAUCAGUAACUUAAUUCCUGUGUAACAUGACAGAGUCCCAAGUACCACAAAGCAUGGGGAGAAUCUUGCAUUAAUACAGAAGUCCGGCCACACAAGCUAACUAAUGCUUCUUGCCCACCAGUGUAAGGUCACCGGAGACAAGGGACACAUUUGUCUUCAAACCUUCCCAAUGUAACUCAUCCAUAGGCAGCCCCUAGUGCCCACCUCUGUCACAACAUUUGCCUUUUGCAGGCUUCCAACCCUAACAACACCAGGUACCAGCUCUCACCUGAAAUGUGCUUUCAGGUAGCCUCAGGGCUUCUCCAUCACUCCCCGCAAGGUAGACUCUCCAGGGACUACU
Messenger RNA from Falco peregrinus (peregrine falcon), 3971 nucleotides. Its product is annotated as protein-glutamine gamma-glutamyltransferase 6. The record is from RefSeq and is a predicted model, not a curated record. The transcript is spliced from 14 exons. Gene Ontology annotation, molecular function: protein-glutamine gamma-glutamyltransferase activity. Gene Ontology annotation, biological process: peptide cross-linking. Bases 954 to 3044 code for a protein of 696 amino acids. Lineage: Eukaryota; Metazoa; Chordata; Aves; Falconiformes; Falconidae.